Messenger RNA from Diatraea saccharalis (sugarcane borer), 3491 nucleotides. The record is from the annotation of a GenBank genome assembly. NCBI's taxonomy places the organism in Eukaryota, Metazoa, Arthropoda, Insecta, Lepidoptera, Crambidae.
AUGGACCAAAGACAGUUAUUUCCGUUCCUUUUAACUGACAUAUUAAAAAACUGAAAUUUGAAAAGUUUGAAACUUUGAUAUAUAUAUAAAUAUAUACAAAUACGAAAAAAUACAAAUAGAAUAUGAGUUUUUUACUGAGUUUUGUAAACUAAUUUACUUUUAAACAUGAAAAAAACCGGAAGUGUUGUCUUGGAGAAAUCAAGAACGUACCGUAGCGACAUCUAAUUUAUUUUCGGGAACUAAUGUUUUUUUUAAAUACUUCCUCAUUAAUUUGUUUAAUUUUGGUUUUAACGUUUUAGAUCUAAAACUUUGUGUAUUUGAUCCAAACUGAUCACAAAUUAAAAGCGGCUGCACGUCAGGUUACCACAAUAUGUUAAAUUCUUAAAGGUGUUCUCAGAUUUGUAAGCUUUAUCUCCGAUUCAGUUACACAAAAUUAUCAGGCAUGCAUACUGAUAUUCUUGAAAAAUACAGCUAGCAACAUUGAUAGACAUUUUUUUUUAGUUAGUCAAAAUGGCGGCUCUGGGCGAAAUUGACGUAUGUGAAAGUUGGGAGGAUAUGGACGAGAUAGGUUUAGAUAACAAGAUCAAAUUGAUGUCCAGUGAGUGCGCGCCUGUAAAAAAUCUGAAAGGUUGCAAGGUUACUGUUGAGGAUAGCGCGUGUAUAGGAUCUCAGUGCGUGAUGCCGGAGCCUGCGAUUCGUAUUCUAAAGCGUCCUUCAUCUUCUGGUAGUGGGCAGAUGAACGGUGAAAACCGAGCACGGCCUGUGAAAACGCUUGAACAAAGACAGAAAGAGUAUCAAGAGGCCCGUCUCCGGAUAUUGGGUGAGGCGCGAAGUCCUGAAGACGUUAUUGACGAUAACUUGAGCCAUUUGCAAGAUAAACUACAAGCAAACAAUCUCAAUGACAAUCAAAAUCAGAAUUGUGGUAAGAUUAAAAACUGUCACAAUGAAAACAAUACCAAAGGGAAAGAACGUAAAGUUUUGUCACGGCUACCGCCGGGUGCUACUGUAACUGGAAUUUUUCCAUCCCCUCCGCCCAGAGGUGUUUUAGUGAUACGUACCCCUAGAGGUCCAGACGGUACAAAAGGAUUUGUGAGAAGGUAGCAUUGUUAAAGUGUCACAACUAUCAUGUUUAAAUUAGUUCCAUCCAAGCGACUUUCCCACUGUAAAUAUUAAAUUCAAGUGGAUUGUUGCUACAACAUGUCUAAUGUGUUAUUAUAACUAAUACAAUUUGUAAUUUAUCUACAGUUUCGUCAUCAAAUCAUUGAUUACAAUUAGUAAUUUAUCAAUAUAACUAGCAUAAUCAAUACAUAAAUGAGUACUAUGUAUGAUUUAGAAACAUAUAAUGAAUGCAUAUGCAAUAAUAGUAUUUCAAAUUUUAAGAAACGUAACGAAUUUUAAAAUGACAAUACUAAACAUAUGCAUAUCCCAAUGCGGUAAGCGUGAUCAUGUAAUUUGAGGUGGUCAUUCCAAUAAUCACGCUGUUUAUAUUGUUAUUACUGAUUCUUUAAAAAAAUACAAAUACUAUACCACAUUGUUAUUAAAAAUGAUCACCGAGAUGAAUGUCUUAAAGUAAAUUACAAGUUGUUUAGGCAAUGCUGUAAAACUACAAGAGUGCUCACUUCAGGGAACAAUCCUCUUUGUGAUAGAUUUUACAAACUGAAAUUUCUGUCUUUGAAGAUAUUUAAGUGAUUUCUUAUGAACUGACUACUCAAAACAUGGCUCUAUGUAGCAGUCCCCUGUGCAGACUAUUUGCGGGAUGCAAUACAUUUCUCAGAAUGUAUAUUAUAGAAUUUUCCUUUUGCUAAAUAGUUUUUAUAAAACUUCUAUAAUAUAUUUAUUAAAACAGCAUUGAUUAUUAUUAUAUUUCAUCAAUUCUGCAUUCACAAUGCUAUACUGGAAAAUAUUAUUUAUGUCUUAUUAUGUCAAUGUAGGCAUUUGGACAAAAUGCAUAAUACUUGGUUGUUCUAUAGUUUGUUUUUUCUACUAAUAAAUAUAUAAGUACAUGUUUAAAAAAUAGUGUAUUGUUCAUAUUUUGUGAACUCAACAAAUUUGCAUCCAGAAGAUAUUUUGUGCAGCGGAGCAGUAGCUCAGAUGAGUCAACACGUUAAUUGUAUGUACAUGAGAUUUUUAAUAAAAUAAUUAAAGAUCAAACAUGCAAAACAAAAUUCUAUGUUAUAAUUAAAUAUUUAUGUAUGAAGUCCAUGACACUUCAGAUAAUUCUAAAACUUCACAUAUGGUUUUAGUUUGUUGAAAAUUGUAUUUAGAAAAUAGGAUUUUGACAUUAUAGUAUGAAGUGUUGCUUAAUUAUUUUGCAACAUAAAUUAUAUUAUGUACAUACAAUUGAUUUUCAUGAAAUUUUUAACGUAAACGUUUUUUAUAUCCAGUUUUUCUACAUUGUAAAGUAUAUCUUUAGGUUAAGGUACUUGCUAAUUGUAUAUUUUUAAUUAUUUUACUAUUAAGGUUUUUUAAUGUUCUUAAUUAUAUUUGCCACCACAGCUAUAAGAAUGCUUUUGUAAUUAUUUCUUUUUACAAUAAAAGACGUUAUUCUCUAAUAGUGAGGCAUAGGGUAGUCUUCUCUUAGAAAACAUGGUGUAAUAGCCAUUAAUAGACUGACAGGAAAAUCACGAAAGACACUUUAGAUGUGGUCUCUAAUUGAUAUGUUUAAAGAAAGAUAGAAAAGCAUUUGGAUUUUCUAUCUUUUUUUUUUAUCGUUCUAUGCAAAUAUAAUUAAUGAGUAUGGUAAACUGUCAUUGGAACAUUUUGUAAGUGACAGACAGUGUUGUAUGAAUGACAUUAUUAUUUCGACUACAAUGUCAAUAUAACGGCUAUGUGAAGUUUUGAUAUUAUAAUACUAGUCCUAGUUUGUUUCUUAUAUUUUCUCUGAGAAUAUCUGUUGAUAUUUUUUUUUUGUAGGUGUUUGAUGUGACAAGAUUGUGUUAUUUUUUAUAAUUUAUAAAUUAUAAAAUACUCGUGUUCGGGCAUAUGACAUCACUACAAAAUUUACAGAUUUUUAAAUCGACUUUAACUAAUUCGACAUGUAAAUGCAUUUUAACAAUGUAAUCCAGUAUUUGCUUACAUUAGUAUCUAUAGUAGAGAAAUGAUAAUUAUUUGAAUUAAUAUAAUUAUUAAGAACUGUCUGUAGCUAGAAUUGGCUAUGAUAGUUUUUACUUCACAUAAAUUCUCGUCUAUUGGUUAAAAGUAUUUGCUUAAAUUAUUACAGUGAAAUCUCGAUAACGAAUGUCAAGGGAAAUGCCAAAAAUUUUCGACAUAACAAGAAUUUCAAGAUAAAAUGAUUUCUAAAAUUUACAACAACUACUAAAUCGACAAUCGAAUGCGCAGUAGCACAAUUUUCGAUUCAGUCGAUAGUUUUUAGCAACAAUAGCCCAUCGCUACCCCGACCAUUCCUUUUGGAUUUUAUUGCCAUGAGUUCGGGGAAUAAUAUUUUGUUCGAGUUAUAUAGUCUAAAUAAUUCGAUAUACUGCGGAUUUGGG